Brassica oleracea var. oleracea is the source of this 1008-nucleotide messenger RNA. Its product is annotated as ovarian cancer-associated gene 2 protein homolog. NCBI's taxonomy places the organism in Eukaryota, Viridiplantae, Streptophyta, Magnoliopsida, Brassicales, Brassicaceae. The record is from RefSeq and is a predicted model, not a curated record. The coding region runs from base 1 to 831 and encodes 276 amino acids. The transcript has 6 exons.
AUGGAUCUAAAUCUAACAGCUCAUGCAACUCAUCAACACUUUUUGUCCAAAAUGCUGAGUCAUUCUUAUCCCUGCUGCCAAACAGCAUCCGUAUCACGUCCGCCGAGACUAUCCUUCAAGAUCAGGGCGAUGUUGUCGGAAAGCAAACAGAGGAACCCAAGAAUCCUCUGCCUCCACGGAUUCAGAACAAGCGGUCUGAUUCUCCGUUCGCUUAUUACAUCUAAAUGGCCCGACACGGUCCUCCGAAACCUCGACCUCGAUUUCCUCGACGGCCCGUUUCCCGCCACAGGCAAAUCGGACAUCGAGCGGUUCUACGACCCGCCGUACUACGAGUGGUACCAAGCGAGCAAGGGUUUUAGAGAAUACAGGAACUUUGAAGAGUGUUUGGAUUAUGUUGAGGAUUACAUGAUAAAGCAUGGACCUUUUGAUGGUCUUCUUGGUUUCUCUCAGGGGGCUUUUCUAUCUGCUGCUCUUCCUCGAAUGCAAGAACAGGGAAAGGCUCUAACUAAAGUGCCAAAGGUCAAGUUCUUGGUGUUAAUAUCCGGAGGAAAAAUUCCCGGGUUGAGGUUUGGGCAGCCUGAAGCUGCGGUUGGUGCAUUCUCAUCUCCUGUUCGUUGCCCUUCACUCCACUUCAUAGGGGAGAGGGAUUUUCUGAAAACAGAAGGUGAAGUUCUUGUGGAAUCAUUUGUAGAGCCGGUGGUGAUCCGUCAUACAAGUGGACACACUAUACCUAAACUUGAAACUGAAGCUGAGGAGACAGUGUUGAGCUUCUUCCAGAGGAUUAGGAAGAUGCUUUCUGAUGAGGCGUCUUCUGUAAGAAGCUUGAUGUGAUUGAGAGCUCUAAAUAGGUUUCAGUUGGAUUAGGUGAUCUUAUAAUUAUAUCUUUGUAUUGUGAGGUGUUGCUUGUUCUUUUUGCAUAUGUUUCUCUUGGUCAUUUGUGUGCCUGUAGAUGUAGACAAAAAAAUAAGACGGUUAAAUAUGGUAAUAAUUUACAACAGUUCCAAGUUC